AUGAAGGCUGUCCUCCUGACCCUGCUGGCCUCUGUCUUGGCCCUGCAGCCAGGUGCUAUUGGCUUCCUGACCAUCAUCAGCAAGGGCUGCAGCUCGCACUGCGUGGAAGACUGGCAGGACUACUACCUGGGCAAGAAGAACGUCACGUGCUGCUCCACGGACCUGUGCAACGCCAGCGGGGCACACGCCCUGCAGCCAGCCAUAGCCACCCUCGUGCUGCUCAUCGCACUUGGUGGCCUGCUGCUUUGGGGCCCAGACCAGUUGUCGCCUCCAGGAGGGCUCUGCUGCCGCCCAAACCAGGCAACGGUAGGGGUCGGGGCCCAGGGCUGUGGCUGUGGCUGUGGACGUGCCCUUGACUACGUGGGCUGGAGCUCUGGCCUCGGCAGGAGCAAAUGCGCGGCCCUGCAGUGCUACUCCUGCAAGACCCAGGUGAGCAACACACACUGCCGGCACGUGCAGAACUGCACCCAGAACGAGACCCAGUGCUGGACCGAGCGCAUCCGUGAGUGCCCGCUGCCCCCGCGCCACCCUCCCCCACUGGAAGAGAUGAAACACCCCAGGUGUAGGCCUCCGCCACUGAGCUGUCCACGCUUCUGCCCCUCUGCCCACUAG
This is a messenger RNA of Galeopterus variegatus (Sunda flying lemur), 612 nucleotides long. RefSeq names its product prostate stem cell antigen (gene PSCA). The transcript is spliced from 4 exons. The coding region runs from base 1 to 612 and encodes 203 amino acids. The record is from RefSeq and is a predicted model, not a curated record. NCBI's taxonomy places the organism in Eukaryota, Metazoa, Chordata, Mammalia, Dermoptera, Cynocephalidae.